AUGGCUUCCAACCGCCAAUAUGACUUGGUCCUACUCGGCCCAACCGGCUACACGGGUCGAUUCUGCUCAGAACACAUUGUUCAGAACCUCCCUACCGAUCUGAAAUGGGCCAUUGCAGGCCGCUCUGCGCAGAAGAUGGAGCCCAUCGCCAAGGAACUGAAAGCCCUCAACCCAGACCGCGCUGACCCAGAUAUUCUGGUGGCUCAACUCAACUCCCGUGAGCUCAAUGAGCUUGCACAGAAGACGCGACUCAUUAUCAACUGUGUGGGUCCUUACCACUUGUAUUCAACUCCAGUCGUCGAGGCGUGUGCAACCAAUGGAACUCACUAUGUCGAUGCCACUGGAGAGACCCCGUGGAUCAAGUUGAUCAUCGAGAAGUACCACGAGACUGCUAAAGCCAAUGGUGCAAUUAUGAUUCCCUCGACCGGCGUUGAGAGUGCACCCGCUGAUCUUCUCGCGUGGUCUCUGGUCAAGCGAGUCCGCGAAGAUCUCUCGGCUCCAACUCGCCAGAUUGAUGGCACUAUCAAAGAAAUGAAAUCCUCCGGUCCCAGUGGCGGCACCUUGAACACCAUCCUCACAAUGUUUGACUGGCUCCCAGUAUCCGAGCUAUCCAGAUCAAUGACCCCAUUCGCGCUAUCAGCCUCAGCUCCACCAAAGAAGAUCCCCAGCGAUACCAUCCUAGAAAGGGUCUUCGGCGUUCGCGCGAUCCGUGAUCUAGGCACGGUCACCACUUCCCCGUCCGCCAUCGCUGACAUCACCCUCGUGCACCGCAGCAGCAGCCUCAUGCCCGAACUAUACGGUCAACAAUUCGUCUUCCGCCAGUUCUUGUCAGUCCGAAAUGCAUUGAUUGGUGUUGCGGUGCACAUUGGAUUCGCAGUUGGACUCACGUUGCUGUUGCUGUCCCCUGUUCGCUGGUUGUUGCGAAAGUUCGUCUUUGCGCCUGGAGCUGGUCCUCGUCGUGAGGACUCGACUAACGAUCGUCUGGAGUACAAUGCUAUUGCAACGGCGGAUAAUGCCGAGAAGCAGCGCGCCUUUGGUAAGAUCUCUUUCUCGGGCGGUAUGUAUCUCUUCACUGGACUUUUGAUGGCGGAGGCUGCAAUGGUUAUCCUCAAUGAGGAAGAGAAGAUCAAGAAGGUGUCGCGUGGCGGUAUCGUUACUCCUGCUACUCUGGGUCAGGACUAUGUGGAUCGCUUGGAGAAGGUCGGCUGCAGCAUUGAGACCAAGGUGUUCCAGCAUUAG
Molecule: messenger RNA, 1239 nt
Organism: Penicillium brevicompactum
Lineage: Eukaryota; Fungi; Ascomycota; Eurotiomycetes; Eurotiales; Aspergillaceae
Product: saccharopine dehydrogenase family protein
Exons: 5
Coding region: 1-1239 (412 amino acids)
Biological process (GO): glycolipid biosynthetic process
Cellular component (GO): lipid droplet; plasma membrane; mitochondrion
Source: RefSeq, a predicted model, not a curated record